Messenger RNA from Diplodia corticola, 1038 nucleotides. RefSeq names its product btb poz-like protein. Bases 1 to 1038 code for a protein of 345 amino acids. NCBI's taxonomy places the organism in Eukaryota, Fungi, Ascomycota, Dothideomycetes, Botryosphaeriales, Botryosphaeriaceae. The transcript has 2 exons. The record is from RefSeq and is a predicted model, not a curated record. Gene Ontology annotation, molecular function: protein binding.
AUGCACUGGGCCGAGAGUCCUAACGUCGUCUUCGUCCGCGACUUCGCGUACCCGCGUCCACAGCGCCGCCGCCUGCGCACCAUGACCUCCGCCGGCGACGUCGCCAACACUCCAGCCCACGCCUUCGCAGAGUACGUCCUCGCUCCGUCGCUGCCCGGCGGCUGCCCUCCUGCCCUUGCCACCCAGCUCGGCAGCGAUGAUGCGCCGCCACGCCCACGGCCCGCCCUGCCCUACCGCAUCAAUUCGCAUCGACUGCGCGUGCAAGCCCAUGCUAAAAACGAGCGCGCCAGGCUCCUCUCCGGCCCGCUUGUCGACGUUGUCGUCGGCGCCGGUGACGGCAAGCGUCAAUGGUCCAUCCAUCGCAACCUGCUGUCCUACCACUCUGACUACCUCGCCUCCGAGCUACAGACCGACGACGCCACCAAGAACGAGGCCGGGAACAAGCUGGAGCUGUCCGACGACAAUCCCAAGGGCUUCGAGCUCUUUGUCAAGUGGCUCUACCAGGGCAAGCUUGACGACGUGAGCGAUGUGUCCGGCGCUGAGGCCAAGUACGAUUACGCCGUCGCUUGCCAUAGGCUGUUCAUGCUCUGCGAGCGUUUCGAUAUGCCCCACCUGAAGAAUAUGGCCAUGGACCAGUACCGGAAGGGCUUGCACGAGGCACGACUGGUGCCAGACGCGGAUGAGAUCAAUGACAUUUACAAGGACAGUCCGGAAGGCUCGCCAUUUCGCACCUUGAUGACUCGCAUCGCUGCCCGACAGAUCAUGGACCCCGACAGCGACAGAGACGCCGAGGGAUACCGCGACUGCUUUGCCGCCAGCCCCGACUUUGCUGUGGAUCUUGUUAAUGCCAUAAAAUCAGGCUCUGGCGGCUUUCUUUUCGACGAUCCCACGGCUGGCGAUGACUGCCAGUAUCACGAUCACGAGCACGGGCCCAGUUGUUACGGCAAAGGCAAAGGCUCGGACGACUCCCCCAGGAUGAGUUUGGUCGAUGCUCCCGCACCCACGACCUUCCUGCGGGAGUCUCCCAUGCUCGUAUGA